UAAAAGAAAGAUCAUAAAAUACUAACCAAAGCUGUUGCUGCCUGUUGCCAAUGUGAAAACGAAAAAGGAAACAGGAAACAAAAGGAGCUACAGAAGAGGUGAAAGUUCUACCAAAAAAUGAAGUCACAUAUAAUUAUGUUGCUGUCCCUGGAAGUACUGGCUCUCCCUGUUUUUGAAGGCAAUGAGCUUCCAGAAACCAAGGAUCGUGACCGCCGGUUCUUGUUGGGAAACAUUUUUGGUGGAAAUAAUCCCCCUACUGCUCCUGUGAAUAUCAAGCCCCCAGUUUUACCUGGCUCCUCCCUGAUAGGCCCAGAAUACUUUUGCCAAGGUGGUUGCCGUGAUGGCUGGAUAAGUUACAUGGGCCAGUGCUACGUCUUUGUUCCAAAUCAGAUGACAUGGGAGCAAGCCGAGUGGACCUGCCAAAAUCAAGCCAAAGGGGGACACCUGACCAGUAUCUCAAGUGCAGAGCACAAUGCUUUCCUUGUAAACCUGGCUACUUAUUAUGGACAAAGAACUGCCCAGUUCUGGACAGGAGGAAGCCAACGAAGAGGAUCUUCCCUAAAAUGGACGGAUGGCUCUCUGGCAAAUUUCAUUCAACGUCCGCUGAGCUCACUUCUUCAUGUGGUUGGGGAAACAAUUAACAGCAUUCUGAGUAUUCGCAUUUGCUUGAAGUUAAAUAUCAAUAUAGGAGGCCAGGGUAACUGGGACGGCUCGGACUGCCAAAAGAAAUUACCCUUCAUCUGCAGCUACAAACCCAAUCUGACACCACCCUAAUCUACAGUGGAAAGACAACGCUGCCAGUUUCUCCUGCAUAACUGUGUUGUUUGUGGAAUAUAGAUAGAUAAUUCACAAAUAAUUACUUUCUUUUCUGGGCCCUUGAAUUCAUUUUCUGGCCCUUGUAUUCAUUUUCUUCCUUUUUUUAAAAUAAAAAAAGCCAAAGCAUCAUUUACUAAUGAGAAUUGGAUAUUGACACAAGACAUUAUUUAGAAUACAACAGAAAGGGCAUUACUUAAGCAAAGUAGGGCUUGAUUUGAGUGCUUAACAAGAUUAUAUGCUACUUAUGCCCCACAGGGCUUUAAAGACUAUUGACAAGCAACCUUUCAUUUAAAAAUAAUUACAAAUCAGUCAUUAAAGCAUUACUUAUUUUUACCAUUUAAUGGCCAGGUCAUAUAUUUCAAAUACUGGAGGCUCUCCUUACUUGUGUCAGAUAAAUCCAUGGAAAGUUAAUUGAAUGUUCUCAUGUUGAGGUUGGGUGCAUAAAAGAAAAGAAAUAUAUUGCUGCAGUUUAACAUCAGUUCAACUAAAAGGCACACAACAAUAAAAGGGACU
Molecule: messenger RNA, 1329 nt
Organism: Anolis sagrei ordinatus
Lineage: Eukaryota; Metazoa; Chordata; Lepidosauria; Squamata; Anolidae
Product: snaclec coagulation factor IX-binding protein subunit A-like
Molecular function (GO): signaling receptor activity
Source: RefSeq, a predicted model, not a curated record